Molecule: messenger RNA, 978 nt
Organism: Punica granatum (pomegranate)
Lineage: Eukaryota; Viridiplantae; Streptophyta; Magnoliopsida; Myrtales; Lythraceae
Source: RefSeq, a predicted model, not a curated record
UUCAUUUUUCAUUUUUUUCUUAUUAUUAAUUCUUAAUAUUAUUAAUAAUUGUCAAAUCAUCUCCCGAGCAAAUACCCGCACCCAAAGCCCAAGUAGGGUUCGUUCUUCUUCCCUGUUGAAUCAAUCCGACCCUGACCCAGAGAAAGAAUCUGCGUAGAGGAUCUGCGUUGAAUUUCUUCAGAAUUCUCCGGCGAUGGGGAGAGGGAAGUUCAAGGGCAAGCCCACCGGCCGCCGCCAGUUCUCCAACCCCGAAGAGAUAAUUGCUGGUACAUCCACUCGCCCUCGCUCCUUCAAGAAGGAAGAGGCUGAGGUUAAAGAAGAGGAAGAAGAAUCAGAGGAAGAAUCUGAAGAAGAAUCUGGGGAAGAAAGCGAAAAGCGGAAGGGAACCCAAAGCGUUAUUGAGGUUGAAAACCCAAACUCAGUGAAGCCAACGAAUGUGAAAGCUAAGAAUGCUGAUACUGGGAAAACAACCGAACUCUCGAGGCGAGAAAGGGAAGAGAUAGAGAAGCAGAGAGCCCAUGAAAGGUACAUGAGGCUGCAGGAACAAGGGAAAACAGAGCAAGCCAGGAAAGAUUUAGAGCGUUUAGCCCUUAUUCGUCAACAGAGAGCAGAAGCUGCCAAAAAGCGAGAAGAGGAGAAAGCGGCCAAAGAACAGAAGAAGGCCGAAGCUCGGAAAUGAUCGUCUCUCCGAGGUUUCGCGCAGAGGAGAUUAUCGUCCUCUCAUGUAUGAGAACCAAAAUCUAUACAGUGCUUGCAGAAAGCUCUUGCAGAAAGCUCUUGCUGGUUGAUAGUCAAGACUGAUUUUUCAGCGUUAGCAACUGUCCACACAUUUAUGUUUUUACCUUGACGAACCAGAAGCAUUUCCGACUACAAUUACAAUUUCAAUGUUAUACCAUUGGAAAUGAUAUUCUAGCAUUUCCUGGAUGAUAAUCAACUACUUUGAUAUAGUAGCUUUCCUGUACCCCCGUCUUGUCUUUU